CCUUCUUAGACCCCGCCCAUUCCUCAAAUGCAAGCUGAAAAGCUUGUCAGUCACAAUAAGAUAGCCCGUCCUUCUCAACUGUUCCUUCAAAGAGAUCGCCCGUCACGGCGGGAAGCGCCUCCCUUCAUCCCGCUGUUGAUUGGCCAGUCAGCCUGGCAAUCAUCGUACUAGCACUUCCCGCCUCCGUGUGAGUGAGUUGUAGGUUUGACGGGCGGUGACGUCAGAGGCAGAUGGAAAAAGGGGAACCGACGGAAUGGCUGCCCAGUGCCGGAGCCCGCGGUGCACGGCGGAGAGGAAGGGAUUCCGGAGGGAGCUCGACUCUUGGCGGCACCGGCUCAUCCACUGUGUAGGGUUCGAGAGCAUUUUAGAAGGGCUGUAUGGACCAGGAUUACGUAGAGACCUCAGUUUGUUUGAUGACUGUGAACCAGAAGAACUGGUUGAUUGGUGUGCGGACGAUAGAUGUUCAUUAUGUAGCCUUCGAAAAGAUUCAGUUGUCGAUUGCACACAAUCAGUUGGGUCAGCACAGUCCACUCCAACAGAAGAACUGAUAUCUCAGGGCCAGUUCAGUGAAGAGAAAGUUGAAUGCCAAGCAGAGGAUUACUUAAAUGCACUCUUUCAAAAGAAAGAUCUUCCUCAGAACUGUGAUCCUAACAUUCCACUUGUAGCUCAGGAAUUAUUGAAAAAAAUGAUACGUCAGUUUGCAGUUGAAUAUAUUUCAAAAAGCAGCAAGGAGCAUCAUGUAAACUAUGAAACAGCUAUGGAACGAACUCCUGCUUACUUUGCCAGUCAGGAAGAGCAGGAGGGUCCCCUAGACCUCACUGUCACUCGCUUUCAAGGACAUAAUUUUCUAAAAGGAGAGGAAGUGUUGGAUCUCUCUAUAAAAAGGAACAACACACUGGAAGACCUAAAAAAAAGAAAUUCUAAGACUGGUGUCAUCAAUCUGCGUAAGCAACUAAAAUCUGGUAAAGCCACUAAGCCUCACAUUGGGGACACUGUAUUAUGUGACGUGUUAAACUCACUGUGCCUAUAUCACAAACAACAGUUGACAUUUCUACUGGGAUUCCUAAAGGAGGAACAAAAAAUAUGUUCAGAAGUUUGCUUCAGCAAAACAAAUGUAUAUUCUGGAUCAAAGAUGUCGAGCAGGAAAGAGAAUUCACCGGCCGUGUUUUAUAGCUUUGCAAAACAAAGAGUUACAAGACGUGGGCGGUUAAAAAGGCAAGAACCGUAUAGCCGUCUUCCCUAUUUAUCUGUUUGUCUAAAAGAUCUGCGUUUAACAUGUCCAGGUUUGGCCCUAGGAACAGUCAAACUGAAUUCCUUAAAAAACCAAAAUCUAAGGUUAGAUGAUAGAAAUGUAUGUCAAAAAGAACUGACCUCUAGACCUUCACAAUAUUUUGGUUGUUGCUCUUUUACCUGUGACAGAACAAUUUUUGAAACACACUCGCCUCAAUUUGAAGAUGAAACGCAAGUAGAGGACACACUUUCACAGCAUCACAACUGUGAGCAGCCACCAUCUCUAAUACAUAUGACCAGCAAAUACAGGAAAAGUAAACAAAAGAACAAAGUGGCACUGAAUAACCAAACCAAACCUGCUUCUGUUUUACAAAACGUAAUGGAUCAAUUUAAUGAGGAAACCAGAAUUUGCCCAAAAACUACAAAUUCCCGAGAACUUUACCACAUUGAAAGAAAAAGGAUAAAUGGAGUAAAAUUCGAAAAUCUGAUCAAACAUUUUAUCAACAAUGUUAAAUUAAAUGACAACAGUUUUGUGGAAUUCUUCAACCAACAUAAAAAAAGCAUGCAGGCUAAAAUAAUGCAAACUAGGCUCCGGAAACGUCAGAAAACCUUGUUGUUUGCCCUAAAAUCCUCUGGCUUUGCUUUAUCUAGACACCGGUCUUUAGAAAUCAAAAGAGAGCUCAAGAGUCUAAUAGAAAUUUUUAGAAAGAAAAUGACAUCUCGUGAAAAGAAUCUGAAGAAACCAGCAAGACAUACAGAUGAAAUCAAAAACUAUGUUUCAGAAUCUGAUAACUCUAUAAACACUCAGGCUGUGACUACAAUCCGGGAACAUGUAACGCAUCUACCUCAUACUAAUCGUAGAACUGUUUUAAAGAAUGACAAAACUGCAAACAGUUGUCCUAAUGUACCUGACCACUUGCCAUCGUCUGCACCACAAAAACUUGCAGAUAAGCCUAAAGACUAUGAAAGCCGUAUUGCCUUAGAAACAGAAAAACACGCAUUGAAGGCUUGUUGCACAACUGCCACUGAAAAAUCUGAAACAAGAAAUGCUGCAGCUGACUUUUAUACUCUGCAAAAUAGCGGUAAUUUAUUUUGUAAAUGCACCUUAAACCAGAUCUCAGGUAUGUUAACAAAUAGCCAUUCUGACUAUAUUCGCAAUGAAACUGCCAGUUUACCAAAUAAAUCACAUUUGCUUGUUGUAGUUGAACGUUUGAAAGAUUCUGACCAAUUAGAUACGACACUGUCAAGAAAACAUAAUUCCCCCCAGUGCCAAACAAGAUCAAGUACAUCUAAUUCUAAUGUACAACAUGGAUGUGGAUUGUUGUGUGACAAACCAGACAUACUUGCUUUACAGAAAGGUUUAUCACUAAUGCCACAAAUAAGACUGAGAAGAAGCAAUUUCACAACUAUAACAUCUGUUAAAAAUAUGGAUAAUUCAGACUUAUCUUCAAAUUUAGCCCAAAAUAAACAAGGUACAAAUGCAGCAAGUACAAUACAUAAAUUAAAUCCUUUGGGUAGAUUUCCCAGUCCCAUUAAAGUUAUGUUUGUUUCAAAGGUUGAUAGAGAUGAUGGAAUACACUAUACAUUAAGCCCUGAAUACAAUCCAUCUAAUAGAAAUGUUUUGAAAAGCCCUGUGUGUUCCAAAGAAGAUGGAAAAAGAAAGAAAAAUUCUUCUGCCAGUAACUUUUGCCAGUCCCAAUACAAUAAUAAAACAAGAUUGAGAAACAGACAUGUGCAACACAGAACUUCAGAAAAAAUACAUUCUAAAGAGGAGUGGUUUGUUAAGAUAAACCCAGGAAGGCUUAAUGAAAUUGGUUCUCCUUCUUUAAAGUUGGUCAGAAGAACCUCAGAAAGGCCAACAAAUGUUAUCAGUUUAUCCAAGCACUUUGGUAAACUGAGUGAAUACAAAAAUGGCAAUAGACUGCUUGGGUUUAACACACAGAAAUCAAGAAUUGCAAGGCGUAGCAUUAGGAUUGCACAAAGAAUUCUUCUUAAGGCCCAUAAAGUCUCAGCACCCCAUAGAGGUGAGCCCGACAAGCCUCUCUCAGAUGGCUGCAUUAAAAUUCCAGAAUCCAAACAAAAUUGCAGACGUCAAUCUAAAGUAAAAACUGCAGAACAAACUUGUAAUGAUCCAUCUGGGCUAAAAAAAGGACAUAAAUCAGUGUCACCAUUUGGUCAUAAGUUAAUCAUUGCAAAGAAAGACAAGAAGUGGCAAUGCAGACAAUCUAGCCAAAAACCACCUGAGCCAAAAAAGAAAAGAAAUUUAAGAUCAUCUCUGUUUAGAACAUACCAGCUGUGCCAGCAACAUGCAAAACGGAAAGGGCCCACGCUGCACUCACUUGCUUCUUUGACUGCAUUUUCAUUUAGAAGUGCCCUAUAUCAUCAGCCAAAAAGGAUAUCCUCUAGCAGAACCCAAGUUCACAGAAGAAAGUUAAAAAACAAAUCUUACAAUUUACAGUAUAACUCAGGCGCUGUAAACCGAAAACAUUUACAUAGUGAAAGUACUGCAGACAACUCUGCUGGGUUCAUUUCAGAAGGUUCUCCAGAUAUUCAGUCAUACAGUGUCCCUAAUUGGUGGUCUGCAUCUGUUUCCGAUGAGCCCUUAGUAAAUGAAUUAGAUAAUAGGUAUGAAAAAAUGGCCAUCACUUGGGUACGUGAGAACACAAAAGAAAGGAGAAAAGAAAGCUCAGGUUUAACAGGAGGCACAUUUCUGAAACCCUCUCCUGUUCAGAUGCUGUUCCAGAAAAAGCCAGACUUUAAGCACUUAUCAGCCUGGUUUAUGCAAACAACAGAAACACAGUCCCUUUCAAUAACAAAAAAAGCAAUUGCUUGCAGUCCUCCAAAGAAAAAACGAAAGGGCACAAAAUUGUCGAAAGUUUGUCAAAACAAGAAAACCAGGAAGGGUGCACACCCGGCAGCUUUAGAUACCAGUAAGGCAAGGCAAAGAUUUGCCAACUUAUCUCAAAUCGAACAUUUAUGCACAAGAAAUGCAACAUAUGUGAAAACUGGGGUGUUAAAACAAAAAGACUCCAGUCAAGGAAUAAAGAAAUUACGUGGGGCCAACAAAUGUCUUGAUAUACGUGUAGCCAAACAUGAUGCUUCAUCAGGGAAAGUAAACGUUAUGGAUCCUGUGCAUCAUGGUAAUGUGUCUCUGUCAAAGACCUUGGUGGAUGCCAAUUCAAAAGAAAAAAAACUUGAUAACUUAUCGAAAAACAAGCAAAUGAAAACUCGCCCAAUCACAAAUAAGAAAAUAAAGGACAUCAGAAUCUAUCUGAAAAGACUUAAUGGUAUUUCAAGUGAAGUAACACACAAACAGGUUCAAUUCACUAACGCCAAUGAAGCGAACAAACGACCAUUAAGGUCAAAUUUCUGUCUAAAGUCAAAAACCCAAAGCUUUGAUAUGAAUUAUAUUCAAGCAAAACCCUUAAAUGCAAGACACAAAGCAAAACAAUUUGCUGAAAAACAAGUGUGCAAUAGUAUGUGCUUGGGCAAUUCAAGGACAGAAGAACCUCAGUCUGGUCAUGGCUUUGCUCGACUGUCGAAACGAAAGAGAUCCGAUCAAGCCUCUGUGUAUACUGAAACUGGCAGCAAGAAGUGUAGAAAACAAAAUUUUGUUUAUGAGCAAAACUAUUAUUCAAAAAUCCAUUUAGUGCCCCUUAAACCAGUUGGAUUAAAGUCAUUUCGAGGCCUGUCAAGUAAAGAUGGCUCCUUCUCGCUCACCCCAAUUCGAAUCCCAUUUCAAGGAAGUAAAAAGUGAUGCAACAUUGUGUUGUGAGCCAAUCAGAGUGGACACCGGCAGUGCCUUUACUCCGCACAUGGAGCAACCAUUCUAUUUACACAUAGGAAAGAGCCACAAUAUCAACAUUGCACUAUUUUUACAUUUUAUAUUUCUGGGGUUUUUUUUGGUCUUUUCUUUCCUAGGGUCCUAGAUGAGAGGAUAUAUACUUUCCCCAAAAGCAAUCUUCUCCAUAGGCGCGCUUCUGUUCCGUAAUACUGGCGCUCCUUAAGUCCUCUCUCACACUAAACCCACACUCUCUACGUUCCCUGAUAAUAUGCAGAAAUGCUCAUUUUAUUGAGCCACAAUAAUCACUGAGAGAUGUGAAAUUCAUUUAUUGCCCUUACUAUUUGGCUUAAUGUGUUCAGCGAGGAACAGCGCAAGUGUUUCUAUUCCAACCCAGCCAAGGGACCCUCAUCCAUAGAAAUGCUGAUGCCACUCCCACUUUAUACACAGGGCGUGACCAUUUCCAUCCAUGGGAGGGAUCUACCUCCGCAAUCAACUCAUUGGCAGGGAAGGAUGUGAAACAAAUGAUUUUGAUGUUGUUCUGUGUAUAGAAUAUGUUCUAUCCAUGGGCAUCUCCGCAUUAGGUUUCCUGCCCAGCCAACGCCCAAUGCAGAACGGGCACGUGACCUUCUCAGCUUGAAACCAAAACCUGAAUUUUUGUUUUGUGUCAUCUCUGGGGAAAACGGAAAAAUAAAGCUUGUCUUUUCUUUCACUGUG
Messenger RNA from Xenopus tropicalis (tropical clawed frog), 5728 nucleotides. It is a transcript of the gene lcorl, whose product is annotated as ligand dependent nuclear receptor corepressor like. Lineage: Eukaryota; Metazoa; Chordata; Amphibia; Anura; Pipidae. The record is from RefSeq and is a predicted model, not a curated record. Bases 254 to 4987 code for a protein of 1577 amino acids. Gene Ontology annotation, cellular component: nucleus. The transcript has 9 exons. Gene Ontology annotation, molecular function: DNA binding.